Anas platyrhynchos (mallard) is the source of this 6117-nucleotide messenger RNA. RefSeq names its product cytochrome P450 family 39 subfamily A member 1 (gene CYP39A1). The record is from RefSeq and is a predicted model, not a curated record. Lineage: Eukaryota; Metazoa; Chordata; Aves; Anseriformes; Anatidae. Gene Ontology annotation, biological process: cholesterol homeostasis; bile acid biosynthetic process. Gene Ontology annotation, molecular function: oxysterol 7-alpha-hydroxylase activity; heme binding; iron ion binding.
GUGAGCAAAGUGCAGCGACCAGUAGCAGGGCGGGAGUACUUGUGGGGAGCAGGAGGUGAUUCACAUCCAGAUCUGUUCAAAGUGGCUUUGGACAUGAGACACAAGCAUGCAUCAAGCCCCAAGUCUUCUCCCUUUACUUCUUUUUCAAGCCGUCAUGCCAUACACAUACUUCCCAAGAGACUCUGGGGUAAAAGCUCUGUUCCAGUUACUCCUCCUGAACGAAGAUCAGUUGGAUCUCUUACUGGGUGUCUGGCCUCUCCAGCUCUGCCCAGCGUGGUGGCAGAACAUGACCCAGCACCAGAGACAGCCCCACGCUGGCCAUGGUGUAACGCAGAUAUCCAUGCAGGUGAGCAGCUAUCCUACAAGCCACCCUAAACCACGCCAGUGCUGCUUUGCUGGUGCAGACACAAAGAGCAAGUUUCAGCUGUUAAUUCCUUCACAGGAUUAAGGAACGGCCAGGGAAGGUGGCCCACCUCCAUUUUGGCACAAUGGGGGUGCUUUUUUGCUGCCCCUAAUUUCCAAAUCCUCAGCAGUCAUACAGCUGGCGUAAAGGUGUCCCUCUGCAUGCAGGCCAGCGGUGGCUCUCCAGGUGAUGGGGCACGGUAACACAGCGCUCACAAGACCAGCAAAGACAGACAUCACAAAUGGUUAGCACACUGCAACAGGCUUGCAUGUAAGAGUCUGUAGCAGUCAUAUACCAUAGGCUGAGAAAUAUUACAGGUAAGUUACUGAGGACAGAGCAAUGCCAUGCAGAUGCCAGGUUUCCUGCAUUUCACCAAGCAGGUUGCUACCAUCCGUUUUUACAGACAUCUCUACCGUAGCCAGAACAUGAGAUUUGAUUUUUCUUUGAUUAACCUACAUUAACUAGAAAAAGCAAAUUCCUGCAGAAGCCAGCACCUUGAUGCUACCCUUAGGCAAAAGACUGCCUCUAGUGUUGCUCCAGAAAACAAGCAAGUGCAAAGGUUAGGUUAGUCCCAACUGUGCUGUGCUAAUUGACUGCUGCCCUUCGGUCUCAGAGGCGAAGAUUUCCAUGCGAAAGACCCUACAGCUAGUUCAUGUGGCACAAAGCACUUGCAAAGCUUAAAUCAUGGAAAAGGGAGAGCGAGCAGAGUGGAAGCAGCAGAUUUGCUGGAGCAGAAAUGCCAGAACCAAAUGCCGAGCAGCGAGGAAUCCGGGGACUGAAGAUCUCCCUGCCCCCCAAAACCAAUUUUUGAUCCCCUUCCCUCCAGCCAAACCACGGUGAUUUGUACCUAGUUCUGCCACAGUGGCCGCACAGGCUGACAGAGCGAAUUUGCUGGCCCGGGGCCAUCUCUCUGGAAGAGGUCACUGAUGAAGACAUUACACCAUGGCGGUUCCAGCAUCCACCCCUGGGGUGCACCAUGCUUGCUGUCCGCUUACCUGCCGAGAAACCCGAGCUGCCCUCCUUGCAUCGGGAGCUGGAUCCCGUGGGUUGGAGCCGCGUUCCAGUUUGGGAAAGCUCCCCUGGAGUUUAUAGAGCAAGCCAGAAGCAAGCACGGGCCUGUAUUUACGGUAUUCGCUCUGGGAAAACGAUUUACUUUUGUGACUGAGGAAGAGGGAGCUGAAGCCUUUUUUAGUUCUAAAGACUUAAAUUUUGAACAGGCAGUGCAACAAGCUGUUGAGAAUGCAGUUUCUGUUCCUGCAGAAGCCUUUUAUCAGAAUCACGGUACCCUGUACAGCAUGAUGAAGGGAAAAAUGGGUCCUUCUAAUCUGCACAUGUUCACGGGCACUUUGUGUAGGGAACUGCAUGAGCACAUGGGACACCUGGGCACCAAGGGCGCAGGCGACCUGAAUGACCUGGUAAGGCACGUCAUGUAUCCAGCAGUGGUGAACACUCUGUUUGGGAAAGGCAUCUGCCCGACAAGUCAGAGCGAACUCAAGGAGUUCGAAGAACAUUUUCAGAAGUACGAUGAGGACUUCGAAUACGCUUCUCAGAUGCCAGAGUGCUUCCUGAGGAACUGGUCUAAAUCCAAAAAAUGGCUUCUAAAAUUAUUUGAGAAAGUAGUGUCGGAUGCUGAAAGGACCAACCCUUCAGAGACCACGUCCAAGACUCUACUGCAGCAUCUCCUGGAUAAUUUACAAGGAAAACAUCUGGCUCCCAAUUAUGGUCUCCUAAUGCUCUGGGCUUCCCAAGCAAAUGCUGUGCCUAUUGCAUUUUGGACCCUUGUUUUCAUCCUGUCUUAUCCUUCCAUUUACAAGAAAACCAUGGAAGACCUGACUUCUGUUUUUGGCAAAGCAGGUAAAGAUAAAAUAGAAGUCUCUGAAGAGGACCUAAAGAACCUCCCUUUUAUUAAAUGGUGCACUUUGGAAGCCAUACGGCUGAGGUCUCCGGGUGCAAUCACCAAGAAAGUUGUAAACCCAAUAAGAAUUCAGAAUUUCACCGUCCCUGCAGGUGAUAUGUUGAUGUUGUCUCCGUAUUGGCUGCACAGGAAUCCAAAAUACUUUCCUGACCCAGAAAUGUUCAAACCUGAUCGUUGGAAAGAGGCAAAUUUAGAGAAGAAUGCUUUCUUGGACAGCUUUGUGGCAUUUGGAGGAGGGAAGCAUCAGUGUCCAGGAAGGUGGUUUGCUAUCAUGGAAAUCCAGUUGUUCGUUGUGCUGUUCCUGUACAAAUACGAAUUUGUGCUUUUGGAUGCGGUACCAAAGGAGAGCCCUCUACAUUUGGUGGGGACACAGCAACCCAUGGCACCAUUCCGGGUCCAGUAUAAAUGCCGGGAAUGAGAGCGGCCCAGUACUAACUCACCUCGCUUUGUCAGCCCCACUGAGCUGCUUCUCUACCCUCCAUGUUCAAAUAGGUUCUCUGCCAUAAAAGUUCUCAAUUUCAAUUUUGAAUGCUGUACAUACUCUGUGUAUGCCAUGACAGUACAGUCAUAUCUGGGCUCUUCUUCCUGAUUGCCUGCCUCCUGGUAUUUAAAAAUCAAGCUCUGCUGCAUUUGGAAUUUGUGGGCCAAAUUACUUGCAUUCUUUGGUAGUCUAACUGAUACGCUAAACUCACUCAGCAAACAUUCAGGACAAAAAGCGGCUACAUCUGGAAAUCCAGCAUGGAGGUUUUGUUAGAACCAAGAGAAAAACAGGUCCCUUGUGCCAGGUCACUGCUUCCUGUGGGUUUCUUCAAGCCAAGGUGAAGGUGAUGCAGCAGGCUAAGAAAUCAGUGGUAACUGUGGUUCCCAGGCUUUGCUGUGCCCAAAAGCCACGAAGGUGCUGAGCAGAGACCUCUCGAUCAGAUCCUUGGCCACCAUAAAGUAGCAUCACUUACGUCCUGUUGCUUGUGUAGGUCAUGGAGGAUCUGGUCUACCCUGCCUACAAUUGGGGCCAACGUAUUGCAAAUAAAAUGCAUUAAUAACAGAAAAAUGUCAAGCAUGACAAAUACCUGAGGUGUUGUUCCACUGGAACACCUAACAUUUCACUGAGCUUUAUUGCUCCACAGGAUUCAGGAAUGGACCUUCCGUAAAUAUGCAAUGAAAGCUUGAUCAUGAUGCUUGGUUAUCAAGUGCAGAGAUUGCAAGAAAAGCCAUCACUGUUCAUCAGAUCGCUUGUGUGAGCUCUAAAACAUUUUUACCUUUAACAUGACUUAACAGACAAACUUGCAGAAAUCUAAAAAGAUGUAAUCCUAUAAAGAACACCUAGUAAAAGUUGUUCAAGGAAGCUGUCAAAUAAGUUCAGAUACCAACACUUUAACUGCUGUCAGAUUUCAUAUACAAUAAUAGCGGGCAUGUAUUUUUAGUCUUUGAAGAUUAUUCAUCAUUUGAGAAAUAUUUGUAAAAAAAACACAAAUGGACUUUCAGAAACACUUAAAACUAUGAGAAUAACAUCCAUAGGAAAAUAACUCGUAUAAGUCAUUCAAUGAUUGGCUUAUCUCAACUACAGACACGACAAUUUAACAAACUUUAAUGAUUUAUGUGUCUGGAAAACGAUUCAUCCAAUAUCUAAUUUGGCUUAUAGUGCUUAACUCUGCAGGAGCUGCACUCUUAACUGCUGUUUCAGAAUUGCUCUGGUAACUGAGAACUAUUCCCUUGGUUUUCUUCUAUGGUCAUUACCCAAAAGUAUGUGUUUUAAUUUUAACAUUUGGAGAUGUCCACAAUAUCUGCCCAGGUAUCUUGUGGAUUUGCAAAUCUAAGCAACUAUUUUCAAUGUGCACUUCUUUUCAUUUUUUCCAUAUACUGUAUUUGUGAUUUGUGUUUUUUUUUUGUUUGUUUGUUUGUUUUUUUCCCAAGAGGGAUUAACUCAAAAAAACAAAAUUCUCUGAUGGCAAAUUUGACUAAAGUCAAAGGUCCCUAAAGGGAAGUAUGACCUGAAGGUCAGCAUCAAUUUGGUUACACUGAAUAAAAGGCACCUGAAGCCCUGUGUCCAGAGGUGACUCCCAUGGGCACCAAGAGGAGCAUCUAAAUUGCACAGGAAUUCUUGUGGGAUAUUGAUGGGAGGAACCAAAGGUGGGCAAAGGAAGGGGUCUGGAUGCUUUUGGGAGGAAUAAAUGUGGGAAAAUGAAGGGAUAAAGGGAUGAAAAGAGUUGGUUGCACGUGAACAGGCUUCCGACUGUUAGUUUUGUCUGGCUAUGCCCUGGUCCUGAUCAGUGCAGCAAGAAUCAAGCCUGCCAAGCUGGCAAGUAGCUGGAGUGGCUCUAGGGGUGAGCCAGAAGGAGUUGACCUCUGGAAGGACCGAGGCAACGAGGGAGAGCGAGGAUUCAGGACCAGCAACUGGAGGGAUCUGUGUUGUAAAUAGAUGUUCAUAGAUAUAUUUUGUACUCACAGACCUGCACCCCGAUCUGCCAGGGAGGGGAGCAGGAUGAGGCUAGCGGUGCUAGUUGUGGGAAUGCUGCGUGUUUCUGCCCGUGUUGAUGUGUAUGGCCAUCAGCAUCUGUACUCGUUACACACGGGUUUGUGCGUGUGCCUCCGGGAAAUGCCCACUCAGUCUCUCCUGGCUGGACCUGCGGGCACGGAGCUGCAGCAGCCUCACUUCUGUCAGGCUGCCAGAUUUAGCAACUCCCUAGCAGGCCAUAAUCAGUUAUGAAAAUAACUGUCUGUGAAGGCAGGGCUUUUUUUUUCUCUCUCUUUUUUUUUUUUUUUUUUUCCCCAAGUUUAGGCUUUUGAGAGGAAAGGAGCACUACCUGCACUUGACACCUGGAGAGAUACCAAAGAAGCACGUGAAGAGAAUCGGCUUUGACUCUGGAAUCCCACUGCUGCCUGCCUGCUGUGUUGUGGAUGACAGCUCCGUGUACUUGCCAUACUUUCCUAGGUAGAAAAAAAGCAUGUGAGACGGAUUAGUAAAGCAAUGUGGUAGUCAGGUGAUAGAGCUAUAUGGGGUCUUCUACCUGGAAAUAAUUCAGAAGCUUCUGGGGGAGGGAGGGAUAGCACUUCACCCCUGGGACAGGGUUAAAUGCUAUUAAAAGGUCAUCACUCUGCUCUACUCAGGAUUGGGUGAAUGGUUUCUAAAUUCUUCAAGUGCUUGUCCAGUCUGGUUUUAAAAAUGACAACGCUCAAGUUCCACAGGUGAUUUGUGCUCUUACCUGGUUAUUCCUACUGUUAGAAGGCUUUUCUUCUUACCAGUAGGAGUCACAAGGAGCUUCUUAUUCAUACCACUAGCACUAGGGUUAAGAAACAGGAGAUUUUUAAACCCACAGAGAAUGAGAUGUAUUUUCACCUAUCUCUGUGUUUCUCCCUUGUGUAUGCAGUAUGGAUGUUAAAGGGAACGCAGAGGCCAUGAUGUCUUUGAAAAUGCAGUUAUUCCACCUCAGACGUGCCAUACGCCAUAUCUGUCUGAGCAAAGCCCACACCCUGGGCUGGCCAAGACUAUCUGUUGGUAUUAAUUUAUAUUGGAAUAAGUAAUUCCUGUUUCUAAGAGAGAAAAUCUGCAGUUACAAGAAGUGAAAAGUAAAAAACUAUUUUACACUGAGUUUCCUUUAACACUUUUUGUACUUUGUUAUGUAUUUAAGAGUUUCUGAAAACAAAACAAAACUCAGAAAAUAACCGCAUUGCAGAAACCCCUUUUUUUUGAUGUUUUUGAGGCAAGUAGAAACAUCUUCACUGAAAUUAUAAAUUUCCUGUGGAAAUAUACUAUUUGACAGAAGACUCAUCAAAACAUUUUCCAUUAAAAUCGUUGACCUAC